This is a messenger RNA of Toxorhynchites rutilus septentrionalis, 7162 nucleotides long. It is a transcript of the gene Akt, whose product is annotated as RAC serine/threonine-protein kinase. Bases 880 to 2472 code for a protein of 530 amino acids. Gene Ontology annotation, biological process: protein phosphorylation. NCBI's taxonomy places the organism in Eukaryota, Metazoa, Arthropoda, Insecta, Diptera, Culicidae. Gene Ontology annotation, molecular function: ATP binding; protein serine/threonine kinase activity. The record is from RefSeq and is a predicted model, not a curated record. The transcript is spliced from 6 exons.
CGCAAGGAGUAAAACUCAUCCGUGAUCAUAGAGCAUAGAUAUUUUAUCGAGUCCUAUCAAUGCGAAAGUAAAAAACGUUUUCAGUGCAAUUUUGGAUUACGUCGCGAUAUUCGAUACGUCCGAAGUGUUUCUUCAUUAUCUAAUCGGAUAGCACAGAUAAGAAUGUAGAAACUUUGAAGUUCACGGAUUCGGCGAAGAGACCCAGACUGAUUCAAUGUUGUGUGUUUGUGGUGAUCGGAGGAGUCGUCAUCAUUCGCUACAAUUGCGUAGAAGUAUAAGAAGCAAAACGCAUUUUCUCGAUUUCCUGCUCGUCUUCUAGGAUACGAGUAAAAUAAAACUCCCCUAAAAAGUCUCCACGGACGUUCGUAGUGAUUAUUAUUCUUUUCUAAUCUUCAUUUGGUAAAUUCGUUGGUAGUUCAUCGUGUAACAACAAUAAGAAAAGCCAACAUAGGAAAAGAUAAUGUCGUCUUGAGUGAGGAUAGCCUAUUCGUGUGUUGAUAUUCUAUCCUAUUCUGGAAUAUUUUUUUUCUUUCGUUAUUCUGUGUGUUUUGUGAACUUUACCCGAUGGUUGGUGUGUGUUGUAUGUUGUAUUGUUUGUAGCAGAAUCGCAACGAGUUUGUGAAUGGAAAUACAUCAUCUCACAAUCUAAACAACAACAACAACAGCGCCAGAGCCAGCCGUUGAUUGAAACGAGACAGAUUUUCAUCGCAUCACAAAUUGCAGUUUGCCAACGUGUAUGUGUCUGUGGUGACCGGUGAAAGUGCACGCUUGUGUGUCCCAAAUCAACAUCGCCUAUCAAACCAGACAUACCUCAACAUUGUGACUUUACCAGUGCAAUUUGGUGGCUUGCGACCAAAACCGCGCUAAAACUAGACUACGAUGUCUUCAGCGGGGGACAGUAAUCAACCACAGGCGGUGCCAAUCUCGCAGCCUACUCGUGUCACCCAGCAACCGACGACACCCGCCCACGUGGUUAAGGAAGGUUGGCUGUACAAACGUGGUGAGCAUAUUAAAAACUGGCGCUCGCGUUACUUCAUACUGCGAGACGAUGGCACCCUUGUUGGUUACAAGAACCGACCCGAUGCCUCCUUCCAAGCGGAACCGUCUAACAAUUUCACAGUGAGGGGAUGCCAGAUUAUGUCCGUCGAUAGACCCCGCCCGUUUACGUUUAUCAUCCGAGGACUCCAAUGGACAACCGUAAUUGAAAGAAUGUUUCACGUCGAGGAAGAAAAAGAACGCCAGGAGUGGGUCGAAGCGAUUAGAAGUGUGGCCAACAGAUUGACCGAAGCCGAGGCUUAUCAAACGGGCUCACAUUCGAACGAGGAUGUGGAGAUGGCAUCCAUCGCCGAAGAUGAACUUUUGACAGAGAAGUUCUCCGUGCAGGGAACAUCCACCGGCAAAAUAAGUGGUAGAAAGAAAGUGACCCUUGAGAAUUUUGAGUUCUUGAAAGUUCUUGGAAAAGGAACGUUUGGUAAGGUCAUCCUAUGUCGUGAGAAGACCACCGCUAAACUUUACGCUAUCAAGAUUUUGAAAAAGGAAGUCAUCGUGCAGAAGGAUGAAGUCGCCCAUACGAUGGCAGAAAAUAGGGUGUUGAAAAAGACUAAUCAUCCGUUCUUGAUAUCAUUGAAAUAUUCGUUCCAAACUGUGGAUCGCCUAUGCUUCGUGAUGCAAUACGUUAACGGUGGCGAGCUUUUCUUCCACCUCAGUCGGGAACGUGUGUUCUCAGAAGAGAGAACCAGAUUCUAUGGAGCAGAAAUAAUAUCGGCGUUGGGAUACUUACACUCACAUGAAAUCGUUUAUCGAGAUUUGAAAUUGGAGAACCUGCUGCUCGACAAGGAUGGACACAUCAAAAUAGCUGACUUCGGUCUUUGCAAGGAGCAGAUCACAUAUGGACGAACAACUAAGACUUUCUGCGGUACACCGGAAUAUCUCGCUCCAGAAGUGCUGGAGGACAACGAUUACGGGUUGGCCGUGGAUUGGUGGGGAACCGGGGUCGUCAUGUAUGAAAUGAUGUGCGGUCGACUACCGUUCUACAAUCGCGAUCACGAUAUUCUAUUCACGCUAAUCCUUCUAGAGGAGGUCAAAUUCCCGCGAAAUAUUAGCCCGAACGCGAGAGAUUUACUCAGUGGGCUUCUCAUGAAACAACCCAAAGAUCGCCUUGGGGGUGGCCCGACGGAUGCGAAGGAAAUUAUGGUUCAACCCUUUUUCUCGAGUAUCAAUUGGAACGAUCUAGUCCACAAGCGAAUCGCACCCCCAUUCAAACCUCAGGUCACAUCCGACACGGACACACGCUACUUCGAUUCGGAAUUCACCGGCGAAAGCGUUGAACUUACGCCUCCCGACAUAAACGGUCCGUUGGGUGCAAUCCAAGAGGAACCGCAUUUUUCACAGUUCAGUUACCAGGACAUGGCUUCCACGUUGAACACUCCCUCGUUCAUAAACAAUCCGAACAGCUACGUAUCGAUGCAGUGAAAUUAUUCACCGACAGGAUGUUGACUCAUAGCUAAAAGCAGCGCACCUGUAAGAUCUUGAGGCAUCUUAAGCAUCCUUUGGGAUUUGCCCCGCGUGAUAAGCGGCGGAAAACAGUGUUGCUGUCUUUUUAUUCGAAUCCGUAACAGAUCGUUUUGAACUUUGGAUGUGAGACAUGUAAACCAGGUGGGCCUUUUCCGUGUAAAGCUUUUUUGCAGUUCGGGAGUUACGCAAACCGGAAUACAGAUACUUUGUUUUGGUUAGAAAGUGAUAGACACAGAAAUGUAGUUAAUGAGUAGCAGUACAGAAUAGCGUGUACUCUAUAAAUUAGCUAAAGAUAUUCCCGAUAACCGAUAACCAGAUAACGACCACACGAGAAAACUCUAAGUUUAGUCCCGCAAUGAACACAUGCUCAGCAAUAGACCGGCUUUUUUUGGAACUGUCGAUACAGGAGCAAACGCCAAGUGGUUGUCGGAAAUAAAGACCACACAAUAGCCCGAAAAUUGAUUCACAUGGCUUUCAGGGUCAAGCGAUCAAUACAAAACUCCAUUCCAAAUUCCAACAAACUUAUUAGUUUAAACAGGUAAAAUAGAAGUGCAAGUUCGCAAGAAGCACAUACCACACAUAUACAUAACUAGUUAGUUGAAUGAAAACUCAUAUAACAGAAACCGUACACACCUCCCCUGCAAAUGAAAUGGCUCUUCCUUUUCAAAGUAAAACUAGAUUCGCUAUUAGAGUAAGGAACGAGAACAAGAAAAACUACACUAAUAUAUAAUGAAAAGGAUCAAACUGUGAUAGAACGUAAAAACCAAUUUAUUAAGAGAAAGAACUAAGGAAUACAAGUAAGAAAAAAAUCCUAAUUAUAGUAAUUACUAUUAUAUCAUAAUAAACAUUACUGUUAAUGCGAAAUGUGAAAGGAAUGGAUUUCAGAAAAAAACUUCGUUUGCCACGGACUACGCUAUAAACUUCAGAAAAAUUAAAUACUAUUGUUAAUUUAUCCAGCUCAAUUGUGUACCGCAUGAAAUCGGUAAUGUGUCCUGUAAGUGGGACAGUUCAUUAUACAGAUCUUCGGGAACCAUUGGAAAAUAUGAAUAUUUUUUGACGUUAUGAAACAUUGUUUGAGAAUCGGCUACGAAAGAGAUGAUAAAAUAGUGUCUGAAGGAGUUUUUGUUGUUAGUAAUAAUAUACAAAUACUCUCUGAAAAAAAAGUUCACUUCAGAUUAUUUAUUCGUUCUUACCAAGGUGGAUUAUUGAAGUGGAAGAUUUCCAAAUGUUGGCUGUAGUAUUUAUGAACAUCAUUUUUGACAUAUUGGAGUAAUAGCAUGCUCGAAGCACUUUCUUUGUGACACCAUGGAACUAUUCUACUGUUUAAAAAUAUUCUCUAUUCUGAACCCUUUUUGACGAAAUGUUUUCGGAUGGUAUUAAUAAGUUCACCAACAGUUCACAUAAACUGCUUACCCAGUUCAGAACGAACUGUGUACGAAGAUCGCUGGCUGAACUGUGUAUAAAGGGCGUGUCACAUCAAAUUGCAUCACGAAAAAAACGCUGUAGAAAUUCGCCCAGUAGACCGAUCCCUUUGAAAAUUUUAGAAAGUAAAAUAAAAACUAUUAAACCACUUUUGGCAUUUUCUUUUUAUUCAUACUUCGAGCCCAAGCCCGUAUGCUCGCACCUUCCUCUUUACCCCGUCCAUAAGGUUCUGUACAACGUCAGGUUGUAGUUUUUUUGAACAGAAAUCCAUUUUCUCUUGAAGUCCGCCUCCGAUUUGACAACUUUUGGGUUCUUCCGGAGGGCCUGCUUCAUAAUCGCCCAAUAUUUCUCUAUUGGGCGAAGCUCCGGCGCGUUGGGCGGGUUCAUUUCCUUUGGCACGAAGGUGACCCCGUUGGCUUCGUACCACUCCAACACGUCCUUUGAAUAGUGGCACGAAGCGAGAUCCGGCCAGAAGAUGGUCGGGCCCUCGUGCUGCUUCAAUAGUGGUAGUGAGCGCUUCUGUAGGCACUCCUUAAGGUAAACCUGCCCGUUUACCGUGCCGGUCAUCACGAAGGGGGCGCUCCGCUUUCCGCAAGAGCAGAUCGCUUGCCACACCAUGUACUUUUUGGCAAACUUGGAUAGUUUCUGCUUGCGAAUCUCCUCCGGAACGCUGAAUUUGUGCUCUGCGGAGAAGAACAACAGGCCCGGCAGCUGACGAAAGUCCGCUUUGACGUAGGUUUCGUCGUCCAUUACCAGGCAAUGCGGCUUCGUCAGAAUUUCGGUGUACAGCUUCCGGGCUCUCGUCUUCCCCACCAUGUUUUGCCUUUCGACGCGGUGAGGAGCCUUCUGAACCUUGUAUGUACGCAGGCCCUCCCGCUGCUUGGUCCGCUGGACGAAUGAACGUGACAAAUUCAGAUUAUUGGCGACAUCCCGGACCGAACUUCUCGGAUCACGUCUAAACCGCUUAACUACGCGCUUGUGAUCUUUUUCACUGACGGAGCAUCCAUUUUUGCCGUUCUUCACCUUCCGGUCGAUGGUUAGGUUCUCGAAGUAUCGUUUUAGUACUCUGCUGACCGUGGAUUGGACGAUUCCCAGCAUCUUACCGAUGUCCCGAUGUGACAACUCCGGAUUCUCGAAAUGAGUGCGCAGGAUUAAUUCACGACGCUCUUUUUCGUUCGACGACAUUUUUCCAAAUUUACGAAAAAUUGACAGUGAAGCAUGGCCAUCACGUUGGCUAUACACUCUUAUCUGGUUAUAAGCAAAAGCUGAAGAUAUUUCCUAAAAAUUAAAUUUCUACAGCGUUUUUUCCGUGAUGCAAUUUGAUGUUACACACCCUUUACAGUUCAGUGCAGAACGAACUGUGUACGGUGAACGAUGAACUUUGUAUGCAGUUCAGAACCAGUUCCGAACGAACUGUGUAUUGGUAUUGAGAUCAUUCUCAUUUUUAAUGAACACCCGUUAGUUGCCACGACCUUAUAAAGGCCCAGUUUUCGACAUUGUUUUCCAAACAUUUCAGUAUCUGCCUUUUAUCUUCGAAUGCAAUGAACAAAGCAUCUCGAGAUUGGUUUUGAACUUCAUUUGUCUCUGCAUGAUUUGCAUGAUUUUCAUGUCCUUGGAAACGAAAGUGACUUCGUUGGCUUCGUAUCAUUCCAUGACAUCCUUUCGUACCACUCCAGGACAUCCUUUGAAUAGUGACACGAAUCUAAAUCUAGCCAGACGAUCGUAGGUUGCUUCAACAGAGGAAGCAGACGCUUAUGUAGACACUCCUUGAGGUAGAUCUGCCCCUUUACAGUCCCGGUCAUCACGAACGGCGCACUCCGUUCACCACAUGAGCAGAUCACUUGCCAAAUCAUGUUUUUCUUAGCAAAAUUUGAAGGUUUCUGCUUCCUUACUUCCUCGGGAACAUCAAACUUGUGCUAGGUGGUGAAGAGCAGUAGUUGUAGUAGACGCUCAGGGCUUCGUAGUAACUUUUAAUCACACGACUCACCGUUGGCUGCACGAUUCCGAGUUGUUUUCCGAUGUCCCGAUGAGAAAGUUGAGGUUUUUCAAAGUGCUUGCGCAAAAUCAAUUUGCGAUGUUGCUUUUUGGGUGACGCAAUUUUCUAAAACCUAAGAGAAGACGUGACAACUGGCUUCUUAGGCCGAGGACAUAGUAAAAGCGGUGCGGUACGAUGCGAAGCGAUCAAUUGGAGUUCAUCGCUAUGACAUUUGCAUUUGAUUUUCACAGUCGUAAACAAAAGAGCUUUCGUGUUUACUAUGUCCUCGGCCUGAGAGUGCAUACCAUGAGUACAUUAUGUCGAAGUAUAUUUUCAAAUAUCAUUGGCAACUAUUAAGAAUUGACCAAUCAGCAGCUGGUCCGAAAUCGACCCCCUGUUGUCUAACAGCGAUAAAAAUACAGUGUAAACAAUACACUUUAAACUUCUUGUAGCCAAAUUUUCAAGAGAAACUACACAAUGGGUAAUUUACUUCGGCGUGUUUUCCGUGAUGUAAUUUGAUGUUGAACACCUUUGAGGCCACUCAAAAUAUUACUGCUAGAAACUACUCGUCUCUUGCUAUGUAAAUUGCACGGUUUUUUUUCUCAACAAAGCUCGUUUUUUGGGAUUCACCAUAUCAGUUUAUUUGUGUAUUACAGAUGUGUUUUUAAGAGCACUAGUAGAGUGUUAUCUGAGUAAGUUAAGUCGAAAGAUGUUCUGCUCUACCACUAUUCGAUGUCUGUAGAUAGACAACAAAUGGUAGUAAAUUGAAAGGAAUCUUUCGGAUGUCUAACAUAAUUUGUAGAGGGGACGCAGGAUAAGAAUAGAUGCUCACUAAACAUAUUAUAGAUAAUUCAUUCCAAAAUAUAUGAAUCAAGUUUAGGCGCAAGGUAAAACAAAAUUAAAAUCCCGAAACUCUUUUCAUGUGCUUUCGAAAGCAGCGUUCUCUGUUUGAACAUAACCAAGAGUUUGUGUUAUUUUUGUCUGAAACAAGACGAACAAACAGGAUUUGUGUAGUUAAAAAUUGUGACUUUGGUCCACUUUUCUGUUUAAUUUAAAGAACAAAAAAAAACAAUAGAUAUCAAAUGAAUUAAAUUCAAGAUAAUGCGUAAAAAUUUACAGCACACAAGCUAUUUUUUGACAAAAAAUUUAAAAAAAAAUACUGGAGACUGGCGAAGUGUUUACGCCACGAAAAUGUUGCAAAUGUUUAUAUUAUCGGAUAUAAAAUACACGAAAUCUGGAAAACAUCACUGC